Molecule: messenger RNA, 849 nt
Organism: Telopea speciosissima
Lineage: Eukaryota; Viridiplantae; Streptophyta; Magnoliopsida; Proteales; Proteaceae
Product: NADH dehydrogenase [ubiquinone] 1 alpha subcomplex assembly factor 2
Exons: 9
Coding region: 99-671 (190 amino acids)
Biological process (GO): response to oxidative stress; mitochondrial respiratory chain complex I assembly
Cellular component (GO): membrane
Source: RefSeq, a predicted model, not a curated record
AAGCAAUAUCAAUAGGAGUUUCUUUGGGAUGCUAUUCGGAGGUCGGAACUGAACUUCGAAGGUUAUGAGGAAAGAUUCGAUCUGCUAAAUUAUUCAAAAUGUCGAAGCUGUUCGGGAAGAUUGCUAAUUUGUUCAGCUCCCGGACUCUCACUGGGGUCGACAAGGCAGGCAAUCAAUAUUUCACCAGAAGCGAAGUGAUCGAUGGAGUCAUGAAAGAAAAAAGAUGGGUAGUAUUCAAAGCAGAGGAUGAUCCUACUUCCAUUCCAGUUGAGUGGAUUUGUUGGUUGAAUGGACAGAGAAAGAAAGCACCAACUCAUGAGGAAAUGAUUGACCUGGAGGCAAGGCGUGAACGUGUUAGAAUUAAUGUUGCUCUUCUCAAGGAAAAAGAAGAGGAGGAAAAGAAAGCUGGACAGGGCAUUCCUCGACAAGGUGUGAGCGCUGGUAAAGUUGAAGGCCCGAAUUUGAAAAGUUUCAUUCGGCAAUUUCCAGCUGCUUCUAUGAAAGGUGACCAGCAUGGGGAUGCAUCUAACGCGACAGAUGACAUGAGGAAUGCUGAAGAAACUUGGAAAGAAAAAAAAAUUCCUCCCGAAGUGAAGCAGCAGCCAGAGAUCUCAGAACCUACAGGAUCUGGUCAAUCCUUCAGACCUGGAACAUGGCAACCACCAACAUGAGGAACAGGUCGAUGGACUGGCACUUCAUCAGCUACUAACUGUUUGUGCAUUGCCUUAUGGAUUGUUCCAAUCACUGAUUGGAGAGUUUCCUUGAUUUAGACAACAUUAUUACUUGAAGCAGUAUCUUGAGGCACCUUUAUGUUUAAGAGCUCACAAGUUGAAGGUUCUUUCAUGGAGC